AUGCCUCACUCAGACUCAUUAGAAAACGAUACCGGUUCAUUGCGACUUCUAUCUCUCGACGGUGGAGGAACUCGCGGUUUGUCAUCACUCAUCAUUCUCAGAAGCCUCAUGAAGAAAAUUGAUGCCGAAAAUCCACCAAAGCCAUGCGACUAUUUUCACUUGAUUGGAGGAACCAGCACUGGCGGGCUCAUCGCGUUGAUGCUAGGGCGGAUGAAGAUGGACGUUGACACUUGCAUCAAAAAAUACUUGACACUUGCUCCCGAAAUGUUCACACAAAAAAGACCCAUUUGGGACAAAUUCGGCAAAAUCAGUAAUCUCUGGCCAGUUCGCGCCCGUUAUAACGCAGAAAAGCUUGAACUUGGUUUCAAGCAUGCAGCAAUUGAGAGUGGAAUGGACAAGGAGGCCUUGCUCUUUGAAUCUUCUAGCACUUCAAGUUGCAAAGUUUUUGUGUGUGCUUACACGAAGUGGCUGUUCACGAAGUCGGCGAACAGCCACAUCCGACUGCGUUCCUAUGACACCGAUGUCUCAGUCAGCUCAUUUUCAACGUCAAAAUGCAAGAUAUGGGAGGCUGCACGAGCCACAUCGGCAGCAGCCACACUGGUUGACCCGAUCAAGAUUGGCUUGCAGGAAUAUGCCGAUGGAGCCACUGGGUGCAGCAAUCCAGUGAACGCCGUAUUGGAAGAAGCCAAGGCUAUCUGGAGAGACGCGCCAUCGAGAAUUCAGUGCCUACUUAGCAUUGGAACCGGUGCCCCAAACCUCGAUGGGUUCGACAGCAAUAUCAAAGAGGUGGUUGAAACCCUCAAGACCAUCUCUACCGAAACUGAGGACACGGAUAAGCAGUUCUUCAGGGAUAGUGCAAGCCUUGGCGUUGGUGGUCGGUACUUCCGCUUCAAUGUCAACAGCGGUCUUGAAAAAGCCGCUCUAGAUGAGCAUGACGUGGAAAGCAUAGGCCGCAUCAUGGUAGCAUCCAAGGCGUACCUGCUCGAGCGAAAAGUCCAUAAGAUGGUCGAGGACUUUAGCAGUGCUACGUCACCGCAGCACAAUUCCGGCUUCCACCGUAUGCCAUAUUUCAAGAAUCACUACGCUUUAGAGAAAGCAUACAUCGACGCGGACAAAUUGUCAGAAAGUUUGAAUAGGAUGCUGGGCGAGACAGACUGGUCUCACUUGGACAUGGUCGGAGACGAGCACCUGAUAUAUACCGACUAUGAGCUCAGCUCUGAGCAGCUGAUGCUGCUCGCGAACAAGAGCAAGCACUACUACUCCUUUCGCGAGGAGAACAAAAGAAUCAGAGAUAUUGCGGAAAGGUCGGCGCCUACAGAUCUUUCCAAGAAACCGAAUGGCGUGGAAUCGGACCAAAACCCACUGUCAGUGUCAACUUCGAAGAACACGGAGUCAGGAUUAUCCCUCAGCAAACAAAUUGACGAACCUGGAGCGCAUACAUCCGUUCAACAUGAACACGACUCUAUUUUGCAGGAAAUACCUGCGGCAACUGCUGCCAAUGGUUUCACAACCCCCAAAAGCAUGGGUUUGGACAUUAAUUUUCGCUUCGUAUACGAGCCUGAGUUAUCGAUGGAGUCGAAAGGCAAGCAAUUAAAAGGCCUCUGUUCGCUCCAGGUUGAUGUUGGUGAGACUGCAUCAGUCUUUGAAGUCUCAGCAACCGUGGAUUCCGAGAGCGAUCCACAACAAGGUUACAAGGGCGACGCGGUUCACAAGCUUGCCAUCAAGCGUCUCAAAGAGUCGACAUCCUUGGACGUGUUCGUCUCGGAAUACAAGGCCCUCUGGCGGGCCAACAAGCUGGAUCACCCAAAUAUCGUGGAGACGCUAUCUGUCUUCCAGUACGAGGAGAACGGACUGCAGUACUUCAACUUCGCGUUUCCCCUUGCUUUGGGCAACCUCAAACGUCUAUUUCGGGGCGACUACGAUGCAGACCAGUCUGUUCUACAAGCUCGUGGAUCUCUCUGGCAUCAAUACGCACCUCUGACGAGUGCGGUGGCUUACCUUCAUGACUCAACGAAUACGGCACACAGGGACAUCAAACCAUCUAACAUUCUGAUGUAUCUGUCAAAGGUGCCUGGAGAACUGAUCCUGAAGAUAACAGAUUUCGGUCUCGCGGUGGACUUGACGAAGGCCAUAUCCUGGGAACAUGGGACGCUGGCAGCCCAGUCCGCCCAGACCUAUGACUCCCCUGAAAUGCCCAAGGGGGACAGUAAAGGGAUCCCUUCCGCUAAAGAACUGCUAUCAAACGAUAUCUGGAAGCUCGGCUGUGUGUUCACCGAGAUGACCGCAUUUCUGACCUCCGGCUCUCGCGGCAUUGUGGAUUUUCGAAAUCAUAUCACCACAACAGAGGGCAAGAUUCGCUCGGACUGCUUUAACGACACCAUGGUCGACGAUGGCGAGAAGGUAAAGUCUGAAGUGCUUGAGUGGAUGGACAACAUACCCGCUAGUGCAGUCGCAGGAUUACGGGCGAGCCAGCUGAACCCGAUCCUUAAGAAGAUGCUGGCGAAAUCCAUCGAACGGCCAAGUGCAAGUGAGGUGUUCUCAAGCUUGGCAAAGAUACCAUUUUCGGGCAUUGCCUAUGAUGACGGGAUGCGACUCAUUCGUUUUACUGAUGGAAAUGAGGUUGCAAGUCUGAGCUACUUUGACCAAACCCGGUAUCGAUUUCAAGAGUGGUUCCGGGAGCCCAUUGACUGGGAUCCGCUCCCGCAGAUGCCGCCGGUCUGCUCUUCUGAAGAGGGUGUGGUCUCUUGGCGAUUUGAAAUGAGAAGACAGAAGGACCAUGUUACGCCCGUGAAGGACUGGGAUCUCCCUCCUCAAGGAGACGGAUGGCGACACAAUAUCAUAGAUCCUAUCGAAGAUCGGAUGAGAAUACUCAGCGAAGAAAUCGUGUACGGGCUUAAAUACCCUAACAUCGAUUACGACGAAGAUCGGGAUCUGAUCGUCAGCAAAUUGCCGAUGAAGCAGCAACCACCGGGUUUGGCGAGGACCUUUGGGAGUCAGGGCUGGGGUCUUCUUGUAACCAUGGGGUUCUCAUACUGGGGGUUUUUGCGAUGGGCUCUCGGAUGCCUAGUUCUCACUAUCAUAUCCGCAGCAGUGUGGUUUCGUUUUGUGGAUAACACAUCCAAAACUGCCGCCCUGCCGCACUAUUCUACUCCUUUCUCACUUCUGCAAUGGCUGUUGCUCAAAAGAGCGAGGAUACAUGGCAUCACAAACGCCCGGCAAAGUCUGACCGACAAAGUCUGGCAUCCACAAAUCCUCCGGUAG
This is a messenger RNA of Diaporthe citri, 3261 nucleotides long. RefSeq lists its product as uncharacterized. Gene Ontology annotation, biological process: protein phosphorylation; arachidonate metabolic process. Gene Ontology annotation, cellular component: membrane. The transcript is spliced from 9 exons. The coding region runs from base 1 to 3261 and encodes 1086 amino acids. NCBI's taxonomy places the organism in Eukaryota, Fungi, Ascomycota, Sordariomycetes, Diaporthales, Diaporthaceae. The record is from RefSeq and is a predicted model, not a curated record. Gene Ontology annotation, molecular function: ATP binding; protein kinase activity.